AUGCUGGAGGAGGCGUACAAGGGGUUCAACGUGUGCCUGUUUGCGUACGGGCAGACGGGGAGCGGAAAGACAUACAGCCUGCUCGGGGACGUGGGGAGCGAGGAGCACGCGGGCGUGGCGCCGCGGUUUGUGAGGUGUCUGUUCGACGAGGCGCAGCGGAUGGUGGACGAGGACGCUGACCUGACGAUCAAGGUGUCGCUGUCGAUGAUCGAGGUGUACAUGGAGAAGGUGCGCGACCUGCUUGUGCCGCGGCAGCGCGGGCAGGAGCCGGAGUCGCUGGAGAUUCACGAGGACCCGAGCCGGCGCGUGUACGUGCGUGGCGCAAGCGUGCACCAGGUGCUGAGCGCUGAGCGGAUGAUGGAGCUGCUGCGGAAGGGCAACGCGAGCCGGCAGACGGCGGAGACUAGGAUGAACGAGACGAGCUCGCGGUCGCACGCGAUCAUACAGAUCACGGUGUCGCAGGAGUUCGCGUCUGUGGAGAAGAAGGACCUGGAGUGUGUUGUGUCGCUGGUGGACCUUGCGGGGAGCGAGCGGCAGACGAAAACGGAGUCGAGCGGACAGCAGUUUGACGAGGCAAGAAAGAUCAACCACUCGCUGCUGAUGCUGGGGCGCGCGCUGAACUCGUUUAGCGAGCGCAAGGGCAGCGACGUUUUCAUCUCGCUGCGCGAGUCGAAGCUGACACGGUUGCUGUCGGAGAGCUUUGGGGGGAACAGCAAGACGUGGAUGCUGGCGACAGUGUCGCCGACGGCGUUCAACCUGACAGAGUCCAUCUCCACGAUGGACUACGCCACCAACGCGAUGGCCAUCACCAACAAGGCGAAGGUGAACAAAAGUUCAAGAGACUUUGAGUAUAGUGAUCUCCUAAAGAUGCAAAAGUACCUUGAGGUGUCUGCAGCGCGUGAAACGAGUCAGAUUGAAAGCUACGUCGCUCAAACGGCUGAGUUGAAGGCGGAGAUCGAGGCACUUAAUCAGGAGCUGCUGACGCUGAACGAUUCACAGCUCGAGGCUGGGUUGCAGGAGGCACUUUCCGAGCGGGAUGCGCUUGUAUCGGAAAUGGUGUCGAAGCUUGCUGGCGUUGGUCUAAGGGGAGGAGGUGCACCGCUUGUAUGCUUUUGUGGCACGUGCAAGACUUCGCUGUGCUCGAUCCCUCUUGGCUCUUAUGAAGUAAACACGCUGGUCGUGCCGCUGUAUGAUCUUGUGGGACCACCACCGCUGCUGCAAUGCAAUCUUCACGUACAGCUCACCGAGACCAAUGACGUGAUGGUGGUUGUAGAGCUCGUGGAGCUGCAUCAUUUACCUGACUUUGCCACGGGUGGAGUGCGUGCGUCGAUUUGGUUUGAAGGGCAGGCGAGCAGUCGGGUUGUUACUCCCAUUGUCUCUCCAAACGGUGGUAACCCAAAGUUCAAUUUCAAGCAGGUGUACAUUUUUGGUCCAUUGACGGGCGAGCUUCAGCGCUUCUUUUCCGCUGAUGUGUUAUAUCUACAGGUGGAGGGCAUCACCAGUGUCUCUGAGGACUUGCUUGAUAGGGAUGACGUGGAGGCGCAGUGUCUUUCUUAG
Leishmania braziliensis MHOM/BR/75/M2904 is the source of this 1557-nucleotide messenger RNA. Its product is annotated as putative kinesin. The coding region runs from base 1 to 1557 and encodes 518 amino acids. Gene Ontology annotation, biological process: microtubule-based movement; mitotic spindle organization. The record is from RefSeq and is a predicted model, not a curated record. Gene Ontology annotation, molecular function: microtubule binding; ATP binding; microtubule motor activity. The transcript has a single exon. Lineage: Eukaryota; Euglenozoa; Kinetoplastea; Trypanosomatida; Trypanosomatidae.